Messenger RNA from Ustilaginoidea virens, 1416 nucleotides. RefSeq lists its product as uncharacterized. Bases 1 to 1416 code for a protein of 471 amino acids. The transcript is spliced from 3 exons. Gene Ontology annotation, cellular component: endoplasmic reticulum. The record is from RefSeq and is a predicted model, not a curated record. Lineage: Eukaryota; Fungi; Ascomycota; Sordariomycetes; Hypocreales; Clavicipitaceae. Gene Ontology annotation, molecular function: mannosyltransferase activity.
AUGGCCACUGCAUUUGUCUUGUCAGUACUGGCAGGCAUCAUAUCGGCCUUUGUGCUCAAGUAUGGCCUGAAAACACUGGGAUGGCUGGCGAGCCGGCUCUGCGACAUGAUCCCAAGCAGAUAUCACCCACCUGAGAAACCAGGAGACAACCACAUCCAGAUCUUGGUUCUGGGUGAUAUUGGCCGGAGCCCGCGUAUGCAGUACCACGCCAUUAGCUUUGCGAAACAUGGCAGGAAAGUCGACAUUGUAGCCUACAAAGAAACGUCGAGGCACCCCGACCUCAUUGGCAAUGAGAGAGUUUCCCUGUACGCUCUGGCACCUCAGCCGGAGUGGAUUGCUUGGGGCACGCUGCCUUUCUUCCUCAACAUACCGUGCAAGGUGAUGCAACAGUUUUGGACAUUGCUCUAUACCAUGAUGUGGGCGACACCAGCGGCCCAGUGGAUCAUUAUCCAGAAUCCUCCAUCAAUCCCUACUUUCCAUGUCGCGCUCCUCGUCUCUUGGAUUCGCGGCAGCAAAGUUGUCAUUGACUGGCACAACUAUGGGCACACCAUCCUCGCCCAGAAACCCCUGUACGCCAUCUUGGUGCCAUUUUACAGGUGGUACGAAAUCUUUCUGGGUAAAUUCUUGGGAAACGUCAAUCUUGCAGUCACUGAUGCCAUGGCUCGUGAGCUACGCGGAGCGCGAUUCAACCUGAAGAACCCAGUGCACACCCUCCAUGAUCGACCUGCCCACCUCUUCCAGCCCAUCACUUCACGCAAGGCGAGGGAAGAAUUCCUUUCGCGACUUCCGCAGACGAAAUCCCACUUCAAGGAUAUCAUGGAUGGACACAUGAGGCUCAUUGUGAGCAGCACGUCCUGGACGCCGGAUGAGGACUUCAGCAUGCUCAUUGAAGCUCUCGUCUCCUAUGCCAAUCCCCAUGAAGGCGAUGGCACGUCGGAACCCCCGUCGCCAAUCCUAGCCAUCAUCACCGGGAAGGGUCCCGAGAAGGAAAAGUAUGUCGAGAUGAUUAAGCAGAUGCAGGAAGGCGGUCGUCUUCCAGGCGUCAAGAUACUGACAGCCUGGCUUUCGAACCGCGAAUAUGCCUCGCUUCUCGCCAGCGCUGACCUGGGCAUCUCCUUGCACAAGUCUAGUUCCGGAGUCGACCUUCCCAUGAAGGUGGUGGAUAUGUUCGGGGCUGGCCUACCUGUGGCGGCGUAUUCCGCCUUUGAGAGCUUUGGAGAACUUGUCAAGGAGGGCGAGAAUGGCUGCGGGUUUGAGACAGCCGAUCAGCUGAAGAAUAUCUUUGGCCGCUUGUUCAGUGAAGAGGGGCAGGACGAACUGGCCAAGCUGAAAAGGGGGGCGAUCAAGGAGGGAUCCCUGCGAUGGGACGAGGAGUGGGAUCGCGUCAUGGCUAGCAUUAUCGGGCUGAGCGAUUAG